CGAUGCUAACAGAUUUUCUUUGCAGUUUUUCAUCAGCAAAGCUUCUCUAGAUUUCCAACUGCCCAGUGGUCUGAAGAAAAAAAAGUCAACUUGUGGUGGUAGACAGAGCACCAGCACAGGGAAGGAGAGGUCUUGAGAAGGUGGAGGGGAUGGCUCGGCCACACCCUGACAAAACUGGCACCAAAACAUCAGAUGACUGUAACCGACAAGGAAAAAUAAGAAGGAAGGGCUGUGAAAACAUUUGGCUGCUGGACAUCAGAGUGACAGGACUGAGAUGGGAACAGGUAGUAAAGAGGCUGCUGGCAGGCAGUUAUCAAUGGCCUAAGCUUCAGGAAGAUGAAAGGGCCCAGAUAUGUAGAUAUGGAGCUGAUCUACACCCAAGCCACUGUCUGCAUUGUCCACUUCUCAUUGGCUUUUUGAGAAUUAUAAAACCAGAGGAGUUUAAGGGCAUCUUUGGGGGGAAAAUCAGCACUCAUGGAAGCAAAUUCUGGCCAAGGCGCUCCAGCUUCAUUGAAAAAAUAUUUGCUAUGUCAAAUGCCGACAGCUUGGGCUGACCUGCCUUCAUAUCGCGGACCUCCGACACCUGGCAGUAUUGGGGUGUAUACAAAGAGGUCGGGAAGGGAAACCCUGCGUUAUAGGGGCUACAUUUACCCAUCUGCUUCAACAGAAAUGCCCUUGACAGCAUUUCAGCACCCAUUCACAUGUGGGUGUAAGAGAAAAUUUUCCAAGUAUACAAAGCUGCUGAAGGAGUUCAAGGAUAAAGAAGCUGAGACCGAAGAAGAGACAAAGUUGAUCUCAGAGAUUCGAAAGAACAGAGAAAUGCUUGGCCAUGCGACUACGUCAUCUGAAUUAAAACACUGGAUCCAAGAAGACAACACAGCCACCAGUGGAAGAGAAAUUGAAUCCGAACCUACGGGUUCAUUAAUUCAGCAUGUGGAGUCUGACAACGCUGAUCCACUUCAAGAAAUUCUCGAUGAAAGCGAGCCCGCAUCUCCUGUAUGGUUUGAAGAAUUCAAUUUUGCUGCGAACCACAAUGAAUGGCCAUUUUAGCAUGCCGUAGGAGCCGGUGUGUCUUUGGACUUUCAAAUAAAAUAUCUGAAAUCUUGCAUAAA
Oreochromis niloticus (Nile tilapia) is the source of this 1112-nucleotide messenger RNA. RefSeq lists its product as uncharacterized. The transcript has 5 exons. The record is from RefSeq and is a predicted model, not a curated record. Bases 150 to 554 code for a protein of 134 amino acids. Lineage: Eukaryota; Metazoa; Chordata; Actinopteri; Cichliformes; Cichlidae.